Fusarium sp. VM40 is the source of this 405-nucleotide messenger RNA. The record is from the annotation of a GenBank genome assembly. Lineage: Eukaryota; Fungi; Ascomycota; Sordariomycetes; Hypocreales; Nectriaceae.
AUGGUUACUCACGAGCACGUCCGAUCAAUUUUUGAUGGUCCCGCCAAAGGCGACAUGUCGAGCUUCUGGCCCCAUGUUGAACCAAACGUUGACUGGAUUGUGAAGGGUGCCCACUGCAAGAUCGCAGGCCACUACCACUCCAUCGAAGAGUUCCAGCAAGGUACCAGAGCUCUGUCAUCAACCUGGGCAGGUCCUCUGCACCUUGUGGUCCAGAAUGUUAUUAUUGAGGGCAAUCAGGCGGCUGUGGAGCUCAAAGCUGUUGAUGUCAAGACCAAGAGCGGUGACCCCUUUCCAAAUGAAUAUACCUGGGUCCUUGGCUUCAACGACAGCGGCAAGAUUGCCACAGUCAGGGCAUACAUGGAUACGGACCUUGUUACACGCGUUAUUGAAAAGAAUCCUAGUUAG